Molecule: messenger RNA, 1672 nt
Organism: Cornus florida
Lineage: Eukaryota; Viridiplantae; Streptophyta; Magnoliopsida; Cornales; Cornaceae
Product: sucrose-phosphatase 2-like
Exons: 9
Coding region: 214-1488 (424 amino acids)
Biological process (GO): sucrose biosynthetic process
Molecular function (GO): sucrose-phosphate phosphatase activity; magnesium ion binding
Source: RefSeq, a predicted model, not a curated record
UGUUGUUUCUUUUCACUUCACAAAAUAAGCGCCAAAGAAUUUGUACUUGAUACCCCAAUCUCAAUCUCAAUCCCAUUAUCGACUCCAACAAAUUUCAGAGCCACAUACCCUUUCUCACCACUUUCAAUUACCUAACAUUUAGGUUUCAAUUCGAGCACUUUGGAGUCUUAUUUGCAAUUUACAGGUCAGGGUUAAGGUGGCAUUAGAACAAUCAUGGAUCGGCUCAAGAAAUCUGCACGGCUCAUGAUAGUUUCGGAUCUUGACCAUACAAUGGUUGACCAUCAUGAUACCGAGAGUCUAUCUUUGCUCAGGUUUAAUGCCUUGUGGGAAGCCAAUUAUCGUCAUGAUUCUCUGCUAGUGUUCUCAACUGGAAGAUCACCUACACUAUACAAGCAGCUGAGGAAAGAAAAACCCAUGCUAACCCCAGAUAUAACCAUAAUGUCUGUGGGAACUGAGAUAACAUAUGGUAAUUCUAUGGUGCCUGAUGAUGGUUGGAUUGAAUAUCUAAAUCAGAAAUGGGACAGGAACAUAGUCAGAGAGGAAACAAGCAAAUUUUCAGAACUUACUCUUCAGUCAGAAACGGAGCAACGACAGCACAAGGUUAGCUUCUACGUGCAGAAAGACAAGGCUCUGGAAGUGAUGAAGGAUCUUUCUGAGCAAUUGGAAAAACGCGGGUUGGAUGUCAAAAUAAUUUACAGCGGAGGGAUGGAUUUGGAUAUAUUACCGCAAGGUGCUGGCAAAGGGCAAGCUCUUGCUUAUCUGCUCAAAAAGUUUAAGGCUGAGGGAAAAUUACCUGUUAAUACUCUUGCUUGUGGCGACUCAGGAAAUGAUGCUGAACUAUUCAGCAUUCCAGAAGUGUAUGGUGUCAUGGUAAGCAAUGCUCAGGAAGAAUUGUUGCAGUGGUAUGCUGAAAAUGCUAAACAUAACACUAAAAUAAUCCAUGCAACUGAGAGGUGUGCAGCAGGCAUCAUACAAGCCAUUGGUCAUUUUAACCUGGGUCCAAGCACGUCCCUUAGAGAUAUGGACUUCUUGGAAUCCAACUUGGAAAACCUCAGUCAGGGUCAUGAAAUAGUGAAAUUCUACUUGUUUUAUGAAAGGUGGCGGCGUGGUGAAGUUGAGAAUUCUGAGCUGUAUCUGGCGAAUCUGAAAGCAGUUUGUUACCCCACUUGUGUUUUUGUCCACCCGUCUGGUUUUGAGCAAUCUCUCCGUGACUGCAUUGAUGCAUUAAGAAAGUGCUGCGGAGAUAAACGAGGGAAUAUUUUUCGGGUUUGGGUGGAUCAGGUUUUACCGGCACAGAUAGGUCCGGGCACAUGCCUAGUGAAGUUCACCAAGUGGGAGCUAUCUGGUGAAGAGCGGCAUGGUAGCAUAACCACAGUUGUAUUAAGUUCAAAGGAUGCGAAUUCUUCAAAAGGGUUCACUUGGGCGCAUGUGCAUCAGACGUGGUUGGAUGGAUCAGGAGCAAAAGAUCAUACAACCUGGCUUUUCUAACUACAAUCAACUCUGAAGAUCCAGUAACCCGUAAUUUUUCUUCUUUCAAAAUAAAAUGUAAGCCACAGCAUCACAAUAUGUUGUUUUGAUAACUCAUUCACCAUCAAUUCUGUGAAGGUUGCUUGUUCAUUCAUUUUGUUAUGAAGUAGAAAAUUCAUGGUGAUUCCAUGUAUUUUCUUUGACA